GUUUCAGGGGCGUGGCGGGCCGAGGGGCGGGGUCGCAGCAAGGCCCCUCCUCUCCCCUCCCUGGGUCUCUCAUAAAGUCUGAGCCCUGCUCGGCUGAGGCCUGUCUGCAGAAUCCGCACCAACAGGCACCAUGCCCAUGAUCCUGGGGUACUGGGACAUCCGCGGGCUGGCCCACGCCAUCCGCCUGCUCCUGGAAUACACAGACUCAAACUACGAGGAAAAGAAGUACCUGAUGGGACAUGCUCCUGACUAUGACAGAAGCCAGUGGCUGAAUGAAAAAUUCAAGCUGGGCCUGGACUUUCCCAAUCUGCCCUACUUGAUUGAUGGGACUUACAAGAUCACCCAGAGCAACGCCAUCCUGCGCUACAUUGCCCGCAAGCACAACCUGUGUGGGGAGACAGAAGAGGAGAAGAUUCGUGUGGACAUUUUGGAGAACCAGCUUAUGGACAACCGCAUGGAGCUGGCCAGACUCUGCUUUGACCCAAAUUUUGAGAAACUGAAGCCAAGGUACUUAGAGCAACUCCCUGAAAAGCUAAAGCUCUACUCACAGUUUCUGGGGAAGCGGCCAUGGUUUGCAGGAGACAAGAUCACCUUUGUGGAUUUCCUCGCCUAUGAUGUCCUUGACAUGAAGCGUAUAUUUGAGCCCAGCUGCCUGGACUCCUUCCCAAACCUGAAGGACUUCAUCUCCCGCUUUGAGGGUUUGAAGAAGAUCUCUGCCUACAUGAAGUCCAGCCGAUUCCACCGAGGUCUUUUGUUCGGAACGACAGCCACGUGGAACAGCACAUAGGGCCCCGUGAUGCCAGAAGAUGGGAGGGAAGAGCGGACCCUGCUGCCUGCGACCCUGGAGAACAGCCCGACUCCCUGGACCCGCCUUCUUUCUUUCUCCUUCUUUCUACUCUCUUCUCUUCCCCAAGGCCUCAUUGGCUUCCUUUCUUCUAACAUCAUCCCUCCCUGCAUCAAGGCUCUUUAAAGCUUCAGCUCCCCACUGUCUUCCAUCAAAGUCCCCCUCCUACCAUCUUUCUUUUCCUGCACUAACGCCAACCUGACUGCUUUUCCUAUCAGUGCUUGUCUCUUCUUUGAGAAGCCAGACUGAUCUCUGAGCUCCCUAGCACUGUCCUCAAAGACCAUCCGCAUGCCCUGCUCCCUUUGCUAGGUCCCUACCCCAGCCCUGUGUGAUGCCCAGUAAAGCCUGAACCAUGCCUGCC
Molecule: messenger RNA, 1205 nt
Organism: Rhinopithecus roxellana (golden snub-nosed monkey)
Lineage: Eukaryota; Metazoa; Chordata; Mammalia; Primates; Cercopithecidae
Gene: GSTM5
Product: glutathione S-transferase mu 5
Exons: 8
Coding region: 131-787 (218 amino acids)
Biological process (GO): glutathione metabolic process
Molecular function (GO): glutathione transferase activity
Source: RefSeq, a predicted model, not a curated record